AUGAGAAAAGAAGCAGCACACCAGGUGCUGAAGAUCCGUAAACGCGCUAACCGGUUCCUGGAAGAAAUUCACCCAGGGAACUUGGAGAGAGAAUGCACUGAGGAAACAUGCUCCUUCGAGGAGGCAAAGGAGAUUUUCCAAUCGCAGGAGAAAACGAUGGAGUUUUGGUUUGUUUACAAAGAUUUAAAUCCCUGCAAAGAAAAUCCCUGUAAGAACGGUGGCGUCUGCAAACUGAAACACUAUGAUUAUUUCUGUAUCUGUCCCCCACUGUUUGGAGGAAAGCAGUGUGAAAUAGAGAAGUUUGAAUGCUGGUACAAGAAUGGCGGCUGCUGGCAGUAUUGCCAAGACACUGCACACUCCCUUCAUGUGGUGUGCUCCUGUGCGGAGGGUUAUGCUCUGGGUGAUGACAGGAAGAGGUGCACGCAAUCAGCUCAGUUUCCCUGUGGGCUGAUUAAAAGAUCCAUGCGUGCUUUGGAGGAAGUUGCCCCUGGGAUCAAUGGGAUGGCAGAGGGGGGCGCCUCUGGGCCCAAUGAGUCGGUGGAGGGUGGCACUCCUGGGCUCAACUGGAUGGCAGAGGGGGGCACCACCCCUGGGCUCAAUGGGUCAGCAGAGGGUGGCACCCCCAGGCUCAAUGGGUCAGCAGAGGGGGGCACCCCAAAACUCAAUGAGUCAGGGGCGGGGGAGACCCCCAGGCUCAAUGGGUUGGCAGAGGGUGGCAUCCCCAGGCUCAAUGGGUCAGAAGAGGGUGGCACUCCCAGGCUCAAUGAGUCAGCAGAGGGUGGCACCCCCAGGCUCAAUGGGUUGGCAGAGGGGGGCACCCCAAAACUCAAUGAGUCAGGGGAGGGGGAGACCCCCAGGCUUAAUGGGUUGGCAGAGGGUGGCAUCCCCAGGCUCAAUGGGUCGGAAGAGGGUGGCACCCCCAGGCUCAAUGAGUCAGCAGAGGGGGGCAUCCCCAGGCUCAAUGGGUCGGCAGAGUGGGGCACCCCCAAGCUCAAUGAGUCAGCAGACUCUGCCGACCUUGGGCUUAGUGGGAUGACAGAGGGGGGCACCCCCGGGUUCAAUGGGUCGGUGAAGGGGGGCACCCCUGAACUCAAUACGUCGGCAGAGGGGCAGAAUGUGCACGACGGUCUCAAUCAGACCGAAGCUGAAGGAAACCUGACAGAUGAAGAUCUACACAGCUGGACAAAUGUCUACCAAACUGCAGAGCACGAUGAUACCAGGAUCGUUGGGGGAUCUUUCUGCCAUCGUGGCCAUUGUCCCUGGCAGGUAUUUAUCCGAAAUAGCAGAGGUUAUGGUUUCUGUGGAGGGAGUUUAAUCAGCAGCCGCUGGGUGGUCACUGCUGCCCACUGCCUUGAGAUUGUUAAGCCACAUCAUGUUACUGUAGGAGACUUUGACAAACAGCAGAGGGAAGUGAAAGAACAAAAGAUUGAAGUGCAACAGAGCUGGAUACAUCCACACUACGACUCAGAUAACUAUAAUGGUGACAUUGCUUUGCUCUACUUGAGCAGCGAUGUUGUAUUUAAUGAGUAUGCACUCUCUAUUUGCCUUCCAAAUCCUAACCUGGCAACCUUGCUGACUGCAGAAGGGACUAGGGGGAUGGUGAGUGGAUGGGGUUCCACACAUCACAGGGGUCCUGGAACACGUUUCCUCAUGAAAGUCAAGCUGCCCAUAGUAAGCAUGGAAACCUGUAGGCAGUCAACAGCAAAGCUCAUUACUGAUAACAUGUUCUGUGCAGGCUAUGCUGCCAAUGCCCAUGAUGCUUGUAAAGGAGACAGUGGAGGCCCCUUUGCUGUCUCUUACCACAAUACUUGGUACCUUCUAGGGGUAGUCAGUUGGGGUGAGGGCUGUGCUGAAGAGAGGAAAUAUGGUGCAUAUACGCGGGUAGCCAACUAUGUACCAUGGAUAAAGGAGGUUGUUGAAAACCUAGCUGAUUCAGGAGGAUUUUUACCUUCAUUAGAAUGA
Molecule: messenger RNA, 1962 nt
Organism: Gopherus flavomarginatus (Mexican gopher tortoise)
Lineage: Eukaryota; Metazoa; Chordata; Testudines; Testudinidae
Product: coagulation factor IX-like
Exons: 7
Coding region: 1-1962 (653 amino acids)
Biological process (GO): proteolysis
Cellular component (GO): extracellular region
Molecular function (GO): serine-type endopeptidase activity; calcium ion binding
Source: RefSeq, a predicted model, not a curated record